Podarcis lilfordi (Lilford's wall lizard) is the source of this 12422-nucleotide messenger RNA. NCBI's taxonomy places the organism in Eukaryota, Metazoa, Chordata, Lepidosauria, Squamata, Lacertidae. The record is from the annotation of a GenBank genome assembly.
GCUAGGCGUUUUUUCUGCUCCUGCGCCGCGCUACAAGCCCAAAAUCUUUAAAAAAAACCCAUCCUGGCAGGCGUCAACUAGGCCAGCCCUUCCCGGCGAGGACCUCUCCUGCCGCUUGAGGGGUAACCAUGGCGACCACUCCGGGUCCCGCCAUGGAGGCCGCCGGGUGAGUGUCUCGUGUGAAGGGAGGCCUGGCGGGGCGGAGCGCGGAGGCCGCGGGGGUGGGAGCCCCACGGAGCGCUUCCUCGGGGUGGGCGCCAUGCCCAAUGGGCAAUUUGAAAAGUGAAGAGGUCGCUGGUUACUUAUUAAGUAGGAAGGGACCCCCAAAGGUCAUCUAGCCCAACCCCCUUUUCAGUACGGGGAUCUCAGAAUCGAAGAAUCCUUCGUGUCAGCGAUGCCGAAUUGGGUUCAGCAGCACUUAAUUCGCCAUUGCCUAGGAAGUUCCCCCCGGGGAUUUGGGGGGUGGGUGGCAUCCGGGCUGCUGGAAUGGCAUCGUCUGCCACAGACAACUGCUUUUUCUUUUUCAUACAUUUUAAUUAGUUUUUUUAUACAUAUCAUUUCCAACAUUCAUUUAACAUAACUUCUUAUACAAUAUUUUAGACUUCCGUCAACCACCUCUGAUUAUUUUCCGUUCUUUAUUCUGCAUUUCUUAAUUUCUCUAUUACUCUUAAUUAUCAUUAACGAAUAAUUCUCUUCAUAGUCUUUCUUGCAGUAUUUCAGAUAAUCCUCCUUACAGAAUUUCUUCUACUAGCGUAAUCUGUUCAUUAUAAUUGCUUUUCAAAUAAUUCAUAUACUUACUCCAAUCUUCUAAGAAUCUUUGGUCCCGCAGCUUUCGAAUCCUUCCUGUUAAUAUUCUUCUUCACGAGGGGCAUCUGAGACAUGAACUUGGCAAAGGGCUCUUUCUGGCGUGUGUCUUGUUGCUGUUUUUAGACAUUUUUGUGAGCCAUCUCUUGUACUGGAACUGGGAGUGGGACACAUGUAUUUUAAAUAAAAUUAUAUUAAUAAUAUAUUAUAUCAUAUAAUAAUUGUAUUUUAUUAAUAUGCACACACGUCCUGCUCCCUGGUUUCCCACAGGGAUCUGGUUAGCCCCUAUGAGAACAGGAUGCUGGACUAAAUGGGAUUUUGGUCUGAUCCAGCAGGAUUCUUCUCACAGUUCCAUUUUAUCCUGCUCAGCUAGGUGCUCCACGAUAUUUGUUUCGAUAAUAAAAGAAAGAAAAUGUUUUGCUCUUUAUCAUUUUUAGUACAUUCCCAACUGAAUGUGUGCCUGCUAUGUUCUAUAAACUCACAUAUAGCCCCUUAAAACUUGUUAGUGAACUUGUGACCUAUCCAGACAUGUUGGAAUGUUUUUAAACAUUUUUUACUGAUUGUUUUAUUUUAUAAUUUCAUAAACCGCUUAGAAGUGGUAUAUCAACUUUGAGACCCUGUUAAUCUCUCUGUUUCCCCAAAGAGGGCACUGUGGGUUAAAUUGAAGUGCUUCCAGUUUUUCUGGUCUUGGAAUUAGUAUCACUGGAACAAAAAAAACAAAGACAUGAUUUGCAUGGCAGAAAGAAGACCCAAGUUUUGCCAGCAAAAGUCAGCAGAGCAUCCCAAGUAGAGAGUUUCUUCGUUUAAUCCCUAUCCCCCUUUUCCAGAGGGCUCGGUGUGGAUGGCAACCAUUAAGCAUAAAGCAAAACUUAUGCAUAAUGAAAACAAAACACCCAGUUAAAUUAAAACGACUUAAUGCCUGUUUAAUCUUGAACGCCAGCCAACCCCUCCAACAUUCCAGAGACGAGAAUAAGGAUUCUCUUGUGUGGUUAUAAUACUUUCCCAUAUGAGCCUCCGCCUACCCAACGUUCUGCAUUCCCAAAAGCUCUUCUCAUCCUGAUGUAUAUAUAAUCAGUUACUUUUAGAUCGUCUUUGCAACGAGCUGCCAAUUAGCUACCAGGCUAAGUGCAAGGUCCUGGUCUUGGCGUGCACACUAGGAAUACGGUGUGCAGUUCUUCCUCAAAAAGGAUAUUGUAGAAAAAGUUCAAAAAGGUCCUCCAAAAUGAUCAUGGGGAUGGAGCGACUCCCCUAUGAAGAAAGGCUGCAGCAAUUGGGACUUUCUGGUUUAUAGAAAAUGCAAGAGAGGUGGCAUGAUAGAAGUACUGUAUUUUUCGCUCCAUAAGAUGUACCUGACCAUAAAACGCACCUAGUUUUUAAAGGGGGAAAGCAAAAAAAUAAAAAUAAGCUGCACAGAGCAUGUAAGCGGCUUUCGCUUUUCUUGCUUUAAACCCUUCCGUCCCUCCUCCCGCUUCGCUGUGAAGCCAGCAGAGCAAGAGCGAGAGCUGCACAGCGCCUCUUCUGCUGGCUUCCCAGCAAAGCAGGAUGAGGGACGAAAGGGAGCCCUUACAAGGGAGCGCUGAGCAGAGCCUGGCAGCGGCUCUUGCUGGCUUUUCUGGGAGGUGUGGGAAGGGACAGAGGGCAGCCCGUCAGUCCCUUCUCCCUCCUCAGGGAAAAACCAGUAAGAGAAAAACACACACUCUGCGCGGCUCUUUAAAGGGAGCACUGAGCAGAGCCUCCUGCCUGCAUUCGCUCCAUAAGACGCACACACAUUUCCCCUUACUUUUUAGGAGGGGAAAAGUGUGUCAUAUGGAGCAAAAAAUACGGUAUAUAAAAGUAUGCACGGCCAUCGCUCAUAACUCUAGAACUUGUGAAUCCUUUUAACGGAAGAGUCAGGGCAGGUAAUUUAUGCAGCACAUAGUUCAACUGGAACUCACUCAGAGGGCAGUGACAGCUAUUAACUGGGAUAGCUUUAAAAGAGAAUUAGAUAACUUAAUGAAGGUUAUCAGGGUCUACCAGCCAUGGCUGGAGGCAGGAGUGCUGAAUACCAGUCGCUGGAUGCCACAGGAGGAAGAAAGGGCUCAUGUGCUCAGGUCCUGUUUGCAGGCUUCCCACAGGGGUCUGGUUGGCCACGGUGGGGACAGGAUGUUGGGACUGGACAGCCACUGGCCUGAUGCAGCAGGCUUGUUCUUCAAGUCUUGGGGAGAGGCUUUUCUAGCUGAUGCUAGCAGUGGAACUUGAAGGUGCAACGUUCAGGGCCCACAUGCACACAGCAGCAACCAGUUUGGGGGAUGGUUGCAUUCUAGUAUUCUGUUUGCAUUCUAAAUGGCGAAUACUGUCUUGUUUGGCUAGGGAAUUGACCAUCCAGACACCAAGGCUCCUGCCUCUGGAUGCGGUGCGAUUUUCUGCUCUACUGGAGGACUGCGUUGACCAGCUUGCCAUUCUUGGCUUCAUCAUGCCAGUUUCCUAUGAGGGCCGCAAAGAUGUCAGCGAUGUAAGUACAUCACAGACUUGUGAGAGGGAAACUGAGGAUGCAUUCAUACUCUUUCCCCUGCCCCCACUAUUAUCAGGAUCAGCCUGAUAAUUUUUGCCCAGCCAGCAUCCUACCGUUCUGGACUUGUCUCUAUUAUUUUUAUUUAUUCUUUUGUUCCUUCUCAGUCUUACGAAGUUAAUCUCCCAUGAUAAUCUCAUCCUGCUCUUGGGCAGCCCAAAGCUUCAUUCCGCCUUAUCCUUUGCCCUUGCCAUCUUUCUCAACUGCUAACUCACAAAAAAUAUGAAGCUCGCAAUAUUGACUCAGACCAAUAAUGCCUCUUGCUCUGUCCCAUCUACUCCAGGGGUUGAGAACCUCAGGGUUGGGGGGCCAAAUGCAGCCUUCCAGGGUUUUCUGUCUGGCCCUCAGAACUCUCACCAACCCUGAUUUGCUUUGACUGGCAACAGUUCUCGAGGGCCUUUGAGGCAAGGUCUCACCAGCCUUGUCAGUCCUGCAAAGGAUGUACUCUACUAUGGAGUUUUCACCUCACCUCCAAACCAGUGACAGCUCCAUUUCCCCAUGCAAAUCGGCGUGCUUCAGGUGUGCAUUCAUGCAAGGGCAGAAUCACAUGAUUGCUGAAUGUUACAGAUGUUCUGGCUGUGUUCAUCAGAUUAAGCCCUGCUCCAUAUUUCCCUCAUUAUACGAGAUCUUGGUGGAGUGUCAGGCCUAACAAGCACAGCAGCUCAUCCCUGGUAGCUCUUUGUCCCAUGGAUCAGUUGCCAAGGCUGAAAGUCCCUUCCUCCCCACAGCUGUCUAAAUCCCCAAGCAGGAGAAAAGGAGAAAUAUGUGCUCCAGAACACCUAGAAGAGUCUCGAUUAGCAAAACCCAGGCUCCAUCUGGGUAAUUUCAAUGGUGGCUUCUGGCAAGCCCAGAAAGAGGGCAGGAAGGCAAGAUCUCCCCACAGUUUGCCUGCAGCAACUAGUCCAACAAGGAGAGGAAGCAUGAGAACCACUUGGGCAACCCAGUCAGAUGGGUGGCAUAUAAAUAAUACUAUAUUAUUAUUAUUAUUAUUAUUAUUAUUAUUAUUAUUAUUAGGCUUCCUCCUGAUCACUUAACCACAGCUAUGACUGCUUUCCUUCUUUCUCUUUUCUGCCCCUUAUUUGCAAGGAUCUCUUUUUGUUGCUCUUCAGCUUAACGAUACAGAGAUCCAGGGCGUUCUUGCAAACCAGAAGGAGCUGAGCACGAGGUACAAGAACCUGAUGGACGCCCGGGCAGAGAGUCAGGCCAAGAUCCCCAAUGAGCUGGGCAAGAUUGCAGAACUUGGGCGGCAGCUGAAGGACACAGGCAAUGAGCUGAAGAGGGCCAACUACCUUUUCACCAUUGCCACAAAACAGAGCGCAUUGUCCCCAGAGAACCUCAAGAAGAUUCAGGCGGACAGGUGAGACCCUUCGGUCAGGCAGUGGGACACAGGAUGCUUAUCUGCGCUGAAUUCUUUCAAGUUCUGAUUUCACGAGGAAUUCUUACACUUUCUGUUUAUUUGAGGGUUUACACUCCUACCCAGAGUGUCUUUUUGAAGGCUUUCCCCCAUACCUUGCUCCCCCUUGUCCUUAGCAUGAAUUGGGGCUCCCUCCAGAAGUCAAGGCUAUCCCCCCUGUACUCAGGGCAGCAGCUCCCUCAGGUCCACACCUGGGGUGUGGGUGCCAUGGGAGACUUCCCCUCUGCAACUGGCCUGAGUGCACGGCCAGUGCUAUGUCAUAAAGGGUGUGAAAUGCAAUCUGGUUCCUUCCUUUCCUGCCAGGAAAUACACGAGCGAUGUGAUUGAAGACGUGACAGAGGAAAUGCUGGCACUGGGAACCUUUCACUCCCUCCAGUUAGCUGUGGACCUGGAAAAUGAAAAGAAGUUGAACCUCCAUAACCUUGUCCUCAGGUUGGAGUUUUAUUUUAGAAGCUGCCUCUUUUGAACUUAGGCUGACUAGCGCAACAUUGCCCACACUGACUGACAGUCACUCUCCAGGUGCUCAGGCAGGGCUUCUCAGCAGCCACUAGUGCCAAUCCUUAAUAAACGGAGAGAACAAGCCAAAGAGCUCCACCUUACAGCUGCUCCUCACACAAUAAACGGGCGUUUGCUGUGGUUCCACCACUGUGUCCAGUGGAAUCUCACAGAGCAGGACCUGCCACCCUAAGGGCUCAGCGCCCAGGGAAGGCCAACCAACUAUCAGAGGAGUAAGGAACCACCAGAAGUGCCCCAUCAGAGGCUGUCAGUGAUCGAGGUGGAGCAUAAGGGAUCAGAUGCUCCUUUAGGUUUUUUGGGAUUUGUGAAUUAACACAAGACCCUUGAACCUGACCUAGUAGUGAAUUGGCAACCAUCCACAGCUCUCUCAGCAGCAGAGGGUCAUGCUGCCAGUAAUUUCUAUUUAUUUCAUUUAAUCUGCUCCUGUGAGCUGUCUGGCCACUGCAUUCUGCACUAGUUGUAGUUUCUGAAUCAGAUACACAUAAAGGUAAAGGUAAAGGGACCCCUGACCAUUAGGUCCAGUCGUGACCGACUCUGGGGUUGCGGCGCUCAUCUCGCUUUAUAGGCCGAGGGAGCCGGCGUACAGCUUCUGGGUCAUGUGGCCAGCAUGACUAAGCCGCUUCUGGCGAACCAGAGCAGCACACGGAAACGCCGUUUACCUUCCCGCCAGAGUGGUACCUAUUUAUCUACUUGCACUUUGACGUGCUUUCGAACUGCUAGGUUGGCAGGAGCAGGAACCGAGCAACAGGAGCUCACCCCGUUGCGGGGAUUUGAACCGCCGACCUUCUGAUCAGCAAGCCCUAGGCUCAGUGGUUUAGACCACAGCGCCACCCGCGUCCCCAGAUACACAUAAAGCACCUUAAUAAUAAUUUUAAUGUUUGGUGUUUUACUGUGUUUUUAAUAUUUUGUUGGGAGCCGCCCAGAGUGGCUGGGGCAACCCAGUCGGAUUGGCAGCAUAUAAAUAAUAAAAUCAUCAUCAUCAUCACAUGGCCUGUUUCUUGAGUUUGAUAAAGCAUCUGCCAGUUUGCUGCCAACUGACCAGAGGGAACUCUGGGUGCAUGCCCCAAAGUCCCCUUUCCGGCCUAAGUCUUGAUGUGCCCCCAGGAAACCAGGGAUUUCCUUUCCCUCCCCUCUCGCCUUCUAGGGAAGAGAUGGGAAGGAAGAAGAUAAAGAGUCUCCAGAAGCAGUUCAGUGAUGUCAAGAAGGAAAAGGAGUUUGAGCUACAGGUGAGCUUUAGGCAGUCACGCCCUUUAACCCCCUUUGAAAUGCAGUAUGAAAUUAAUAAAAUUAGCACCCAACAGGUGCAGCUCAGGCUGCAAAAUGGGCUCUGCACAGCAGAAAGUUUCCAAAUCUAGGGAAUGCAGCAGAACACAGAACUAAAUGCCAGCAUUUAUUUGUGGAUUUGGGGCUUAGCUGGCUUUAAGAAAGGGUUAGAUAAAACACCUGGAGGCUCAGCUCUAUCAGUAGACAUUGGUCAUCACUAAAAAGUUUUUUUCUGAUUUGUUGUUCUUUGGGACAGGCCCUCCUCUUGCCGUUUUUUAAAAUAGCAAGGUAUUGUUGGAGCUGUCUGACAAGGCCCUCGUCUCCUGCCAGGAGGCAGGGCUGGUCUGGAGGGCUGCCCAGGCCCUCCCCUUGGGGAAGGUGUUGCAUGAUGCUGGCCCUGCCCACAGACCCAAAGGGAGGUUUGGGCGUUGGGGUUACAGCAACCAAUCAGAAUGCCCCCUGAGAGGCUUAAGAGAACCUCCCUGUUCAGAAUAUUAGCCGUGUUAUAGAGGAGAGACAGCAAACUGAGGAGGGAGGAUGCCUGGUUGUUUCUCAGAGGCAACUGAGUCCGGCGCUGUUGGAUACCCAGCACUGGGAUCCGUGGGCCUUUAGUCUGAUCUAUUUUUUUACAUCUCAUUUGCAUUUGCUAACAUCAGAGUCCAAGUGUUUCUGGCACUAAAUUCUAGGACCUUAAUAAAAAUCUACACUCCUCCUCCAUGGGUCACAACUAUCGUGGGGCUGGCACAUACAUGGACUCCUGUGCUGGCAGGACUGAGUUGCUAGCCCCCUAUUUCCAAGAUAGAAGUCCUUCCCAUGUACUUUUAGCAGCUCCAGUCUCAGACCAAAGCCCUCCCCCAGCUCAACCCACGACAUAGUGCUGAAGGCUUUGCCUGCUGAAUGGAAAAUGUGGUUAUUCUGCAACAGUCUGUCCUGCACUAGCUUCAAACAGGCAUGUUACAGUCAAUGGAUCCUGUUUGAUCUUGAGUUUUCCUCUUUUAAAACUUACAACAGCCUAACAGGAUGCUUAUUUUUCAGCCCCAAAUACAGUAGUCAGUGAGUCAGACCUUAGUGGCAAAACAGAAGUCAUCCUUAAAGGCCUAGAUAUCCCCGAGAUAGUCAACCUGUGUCUGGGUGGGCUCAUUUUUUAUAAAAGGAAAAAUCCAUGCAUGUAGAAAAGUGGCACACCAGAGAAAAGGAAUCUUUUGUACAUUCAGGAGCAUUCAGUGAUGUAAACCCCCAUCUGGAGUGGUACAGUCCAGAUAUGUUUUCUACUUCAGUGAGAAGAAGGUUGGAAAGUUCCAUAGGACACACUGUUGAGUUGCAAGCCCAUCCAUACCCUGGCAAGGCAAGGCAAGGCAAGGCAAGGCAAGGCAAGGCAAGGCAAGGCAGAAGCCAGUUCAGUCUUAAGCAGCACCUCUGAGGAUGACCACAGACCAGCACAUCAAGUCUCCCUUGCUUGUAGUACUACCCACCCACCCGCCCACUCUCUCAUUCCACAGAAUCGGAACGAGAUGAUUGCAUACCUCAAAGACCAGCUUCAAGAGAUGAAGGCUAAAACAGACAUGGAGAAUCGUUACGUCAAGAAGGACACAGACCUCCAGGUGGCUCAGACAAAGAAUAAAUGCUUUGAGGCCGAGAAUGAUCUGCAGAAUGAAAUUGAAGUAAGCACUUUGCCUUGGGCCAUAUGCAUUCGUAGGGAGGUGGUCUGCAGUAGAGUGUGGGGCAUGCCUUAAUGACAUAUGUGGCCUCAGCAUAGAGGCAGCCACUGUUCAGCGUCCUGGUAUAGACUUUUCUCAGCAGUGUAACCUGACUUUUGGUUGAGCAUCCUCAACCCAAAGAGGACUGCUGUGUGGUUGCUCCAGAGGCAACCCAGGAAUACUAUUUUGGAGAGCUGAGUCCUCCUGGCGCCAGAAACAAGGCUUGUGCUGAAUGAACCUUAGUUCAGAUUAAGUGAGCAGCAGUUGAUCUAACUCCCGAUCGAGUCAAGGGCUAACCUUGGUAUUAAUAGAAAACUACAUUAUAUCAGGUCAGACUGCUUCUCCAUUCGGACUGGCAGAGGCCCUCUGAGGUCUUGGGCAGCGUCCUCCCCAUCACCUGCUAGGUAAAGGUAAAGGGACCCCUGACCAUUAGGUCCAGUCAUGACCGACUCUGGGGUUGUGGCGCUCAUCUCGCUUUAUUGGCCGAGGGAGCCGGCGUACAGCUUCCAGGCCAUGUGGCCAGCAUGACUAAGCCGCUUCUGGCGAAACCAGAGCAGUGCAUGGAAACACCGUUUACCUUCCCGCCGGAGCGGUACCUAUUUAUCUACUUGCACUUUGACGUGCUUUCGAACUGCUAGGUUGGCAGGAGCAGGGACCGAGCAACGGGAGCUCACCCUGUCGCAGGGAUUCGAACUGCCGACCUUCUGAUUGGCAAGCCCUAGGCUCUGUGGUUUAUCCCACACCUGAUCCUAAAUGGCAAGGAGUGGGAUUUUGGGCCUCUUGCAUGCAAAUUUAAUGUUCUACCUGGCUCAUAUGCAGGAUAUUCUUCUUGGUUUUCACAUUCAAUUGACUUAACCUGGUUCAAUUGCCCAGUGUUCUCAGUUUCUAUUGGUCUUCUUUCAACCUUCAAUCACUGUACGGCUAGCCAAGUAAUGACAUGGGGCUGUCAGCAGUGAAAAUGAGGGCAGAAUUUAGGGAUGGCAUCAUUGACCAUUUUUUGUGUGUACAACUAUACUACGCCUGGACCAUAAACUCACUCUGCAACAUGGCAUAGAGAGGGAUGUGGUGCAUGCACUCCCCAGGUCUUCAGAGGAACCCUCUUGGCAUUUGCUUAGAACCAAAUAAAGUCUGAUGAAAAGUCUUUCUCCCAUUACAGAAACUGAGAAAUCAAACUGAGCAGGAGAUAAGAGUCCACAUGGACAUUGAGAAUUUCCUUAAGCAGCAGCAAAAGGUAGGUGGCCCAAAGCUUUCUGGUGCCCCAUUGAGCUCAGAGAUGUGGGACCUGUGGCACUCCAGCUGUUGUUGGAUUACAGCUUCCAUCUGUCCUAACCACUGUUCAUGCUGGCUAGGCUGAUGGAAGUUGGCGUCCAACAUCUAGAGGCUACAGGUCUUCUUUUUGUGCUAUAACAUUUUGUAAUGCCAUCCACGCUCCAGCCAACUGCUAGAUCUACUUCCUUGUUCUUCAGAGGUUUAUGUGAUCCCCACCCUUAAUUCAAAUCAUUACUUUCUAUUGACAUACACUUCCUAUGGGUUGAGCUAGCAAGUGGAUCCAGACCCUAUGGUAUCUAAAGAUCAGAGGCCUAGAACCCUGAGGCUGAGCUGUACCACUUUAAACUGCACAUGGCAGGUGUGUGUGUGUGUGCAUGCGGCUCAUACGAUUGCUCUUCCAUUCAAAAUACACCCUGCACAAUAGAUGCCUCUUUACUUUGUACCCCAUCUUUUCGGGCAAGCAGAAUAGAGCAGCCAGCACACAAGUUGACCACCUCAGGGGCCUCAGACAGAAGAUAUCUUGGGGAUGGAAUCCAUAGGGAACUUCAGAUUUAGAAAGCAUCUAAGGUGCUGCACACAGCAGCCUAUUGCCCAUUCCAGUUCCCCGUGACUCUUGUUUCUUCCCCGUGUUGCUGCUCCUUACACACACAAGGGCACCGCCUUGCAUGCACAGAUCAUCCCCGUUCCCUUCAGUUGCUUUGUGUACAUACAAGAAAUGACACAGAGCUUUGGCUCUGAAAUAGUGUUCCAACAGCAACAGAGUUAGACAAGGUGAUAAGCUGAUCAUCCCCAAAUCCCCACCAAGCACCUCAUUCUGCAAGUCCUCCAAUAUCAUGUCAUUGCAUGAGGCGCUGGGCUCUAAGCCAUGCCCCGGAAUGGUCAGGAGACAAAGGCAGAGUGUUGUGAAGUGUCCACCUGUGUGUGUCGCAGAGCAUAGAAGAGAAGCUGGAGUACUGGAUGGACAAGUACGAGAGGGAUACAGAAGCCAAGCAGCAAGAGCUCAAUUCUCUGAAGGCCUCCAGAGCAGCUGACCAGGCAGCGCUACAGGAACUGGCCAAGCAGGUAGGGAACAAAGCUGAUGGUCAGGCUCCUUGGUCCGUUGGUGAUCCAUGGCAGCUAUAUGUGGGGUCGCUCUAUCCACACAUCCUCACUGCUGCUCCAAUUUGCUAGGAAGCUUAGAAAGCUAAGGAAGGAGUCCAGGGGUGAGAGGUGAGAGCGAAAGCCCACCUUCAAGCUCAAGUUAAAGGUGUCUUUGCAUUCUACAGUGUCUUAUAUGCGAACAAGCUAUAAUUGAGGACCGGAAGGAAAAGGAGAAUGCAAGGAAGAAAGUAGAACAGGACGCUCUGGAGUUGAAGAGUAUCCUGAAGGUAAGAUGAGUCAAUAUAGCCUUACCUUUGGAGUCCUGGGACUAAAAAUUGGAAGCGGGGGUGGGGAGAAAACCUCUUCCUCCACCAUGUCUUCUGCCCCUCUCCCAACAUGUGGAGCAGAUCAUCUCCUUUGCUUUGUAUAGCCCCCCCCCCCCGAUGUUGCUGAAUCACCCCUUGCUGGCCAUGCUGACUGGGGCUGAGAGUUGCAGUGCAAAUCGCUUGGGGGGCACCCGGUUGGGGAAGGCUGCUCUAUCUCAUGGCUUCCCCUUUCAGGGCUCCAGAUCUCUAAUCCUUUUACGUGCUUUAAAAAUGUGCCAAGCGGGGGGCAUGGUGGCAGAAUCUUCUGCUUCUGUAGGGGUGCUUGGAGGUUCUCUCCAACCUCCUCCAGCGCACUUCUCCCUAACCUAACAGCCAUUUCCUCAGAUAAGUAUCAUCAGCUAAAGAAGAAGCAGGGUCUUCCCCGGACCAUCCUUGUAUGGCAAAACAGGCAGCCACAGAUUGUGUCGCAAAGAACAGUCUUAUCUAGCCAGAGACCAGCACUUUCAAUUCCAUCAGCUGCAGGACUGGCCUGGAAGAGGGAAAAUUAUGUAUAUAGGAAAACAAUAUUAAGUGAGGCCUGAAAUACUGUGGGAUUCAUAGCCAUUUCUGUAGCUCUUUCUAGCCAACAGUUAGCUAGGGUACAGCAUGAAGUAUAAUUUGCUUAUCAGUUGUUUACAUGAAUAGCAGACCUUGCCGUACCACAUGAAGAAGCGUAUUUGAAUAAGCGCAGAAACUGCUCAUCUAGGCAUGACCAUAUUGCAGAAGUGAGCAGCAGCCUUGUGUUUGGCUUCACGGAUAGCCAAAACCCAAUCCUAGCCACCCAUUUGCUCUCCUCAGUGCAGCAGCAGCAGCAGCGUGCCUUUGGAUGUUGGCUGCCCAGGGACAUUCUGCAACAGAUGUCAUUUAUUUCCCACUCAGAUGCUUUCUUGGAGCGUAUCCAAGGCUGAGCCUUUCUGCAGCUUGAGCUGGCAGCGAUGGGAUAAAUGUGGGCAUUAGAUGCUGUGGCUGACUUGGAGCAGACAGGCAGCAGAUGGAAUGCUGGACUCAAGCCAGGCCUGCUUCAUUAGAGAGGUGGGGGGGCAGCCUAGGGGAAUUGGGCUUGUUGCACAGCAGUCAUUUCUGGGAGCCCAUUUUUGGCAAAGCUUGAGCAGCAGCUGGAAGGUAGUGUGGGCACCCAGUGUCUCCUUCCUGCAUGCACAACCCUUCUCCUCUUCCUUGCUUUCAGCUGCAGGCCUGGUGGAGAGGCAUGAUGGUCCGCAGAUUCCUUGGCCCUUACAAGGCCCUCAAAAAACUCUGGGAAGAAGAGCAGCCGCCCAAAGAGAAGGGGAAGAAGGGCAAAGGGAAACCUGGAGCGAAGAAGAAAAAGUGAUGGGAACAGAGCCCAGCUCCUGCGCCAUCUCCACACUGGGCGUUUGGGCAACACGGUUUUGUGGGAUGAAGGAACGGGACAAUUGUAUGUCUUUGCUGAAAGGAUCAGAAUUAAUAAAAGCUUUUAGCACUCGGCU